Molecule: messenger RNA, 4303 nt
Organism: Gopherus evgoodei (Goodes thornscrub tortoise)
Lineage: Eukaryota; Metazoa; Chordata; Testudines; Testudinidae
Gene: PHF14
Product: PHD finger protein 14
Exons: 20
Coding region: 194-3085 (963 amino acids)
Biological process (GO): regulation of transcription by RNA polymerase II
Source: RefSeq, a predicted model, not a curated record
CCCUGCCCUACUCUGGGGCCGGGAUCUGCAUCCGGGUCGCGGCUUGCGGCUGUGCCCAUUGUCUGGGUUACCGGCCCGGACUCGCCAGUCCUGGGGACUUGCGCUGAGGAGCCUGAGGGGUGGGAAGGGGACCGGCGCGUCUGCCGCCGCCGCCCGAGGCCGCCCUUCGCCUCCUUGUCCCGCCGCCGGCUUUAUGGAUCGCAGUUCGAAGAGGAGACAAGUGAAGCCUUUGGCAGCUUCACUGCUGGAAGCUUUAGAUUAUGAUAGCUCAGAUGACAGUGAUUUUAAGGUUGGAGAUGCCUCAGAUUCUGAAGGAAGCGGUCGUGGGAGUGAAGAUGCAUCAAAGGACAGUGGUGAAGGUUCCUGUAGUGAAUCAGAAGAAAAUGUCUUGGAGGAAGAAUUGGCAGAAGAAGUGAAAGUAGAGGAAGAACAGCAACCAAAAACUUCUGCUGGAGAAACGAUGCUUACAACAGAGAAAGAGGUGAUUAAGACUGAAAAAAAGGAACAGGAGGAAGAAGAUGAGAAGCCAAAAAAGAAAAAAGAAAAGGAGAAAGAAAAAGCAACUGAAUCUGAUGCUGCUGCUGCUGCUGAUGAGCAAACAAGUGAACCAAAAAAGUGGAAUUUGCGUAGGAACCGACCUCUGCUGGAUUUUGUAUCAAUGGAAGAACUAAAUGAAAUGGAUGAUUAUGACAGUGAGGAUGACAACGACUGGCGACCUACUGCUGGGAAGAAGAAGGGAAAAACUGCACUGCGGAAAGAGGGAAGUGAUGGAGAUAAUGAGGAGGAUGAAGAUGAUGGAAGUGGUAGCGAUGAGGAUGACAAUGAUGAGGAAGGCAAUGAGGAUAACAGCAGCACUGCUAGUGAUGGUGGAUCCAAGAAAAAGAAAAAUAAAGUUCUUAGCAGGAAUAGUGCUGAUGAUGAGGAGCUGACAAAUGAUAGCCUGGCUCUUUCACAGAGCAAGAGUAAUGAGGACUCUCUGAUCCUUGAAAAGUCUCAAAACUGGACCUCCCAGAAAAUGGACCAUAUUCUGAUUUGCUGUGUUUGUCUUGGGGAUAACAGUGAAGAUGCUGAUGAAAUAAUCCAGUGUGACAAUUGUGGAAUUACAGUGCACGAAGGUUGCUAUGGUGUUGACGGAGAGAGUGAUUCUAUUAUGAGCUCAGCUUCAGAAAACUCCACUGAACCUUGGUUUUGUGAUGCAUGCAAAUGUGGGGUAUCUCCUAGCUGUGAACUAUGUCCCAAUCAAGAUGGAAUCUUCAAGGAGACAGAUGCUGGCAGGUGGGUCCACAUUGUUUGUGCCCUCUAUGUUCCAGGAGUGGCAUUUGGCGAUAUUGACAAGCUGCGGCCAGUAACGCUUACUGAAAUGAACUAUUCUAAGUAUGGUGCCAAGGAAUGCAGUUUUUGUGAAGACCCUCGUUUUGCCAGAACUGGUGUUUGCAUUAGUUGUGAUGCUGGCAUGUGUAGAGCUUAUUUCCAUGUGACCUGUGCUCAGAAAGAAGGCCUGCUGUCAGAAGCAGCAGCUGAAGAGGACAUAGCAGAUCCUUUUUUUGCUUAUUGUAAACAGCAUGCGGACCGGUUAGACAGAAAAUGGAAACGGAAGAACUACCUGGCUUUACAGUCUUAUUGCAAAAUGUCCUUGCAGGAAAGAGAGAAGCAGCUCUCGCCAGAAGCACAGGCCCGAAUCAAUGCCAGACUGCAGCAGUAUCGUGCCAAGGCAGAAUUAGCUCGUACCACUAGGCCUCAGGCAUGGGUUCCCAGGGAGAAGCUGCCACGACCACUCACUAGCAGUGCUUCAGCCAUACGUAAGCUAAUGCGCAAAGCUGAAUUAAUGGGAAUUAGUACAGACAUCUUUCCAGUGGACACUUCAGAUACCAGUUCCAGUGUGGAUGGAAGGAGAAAACAUAAGCAACCGGCUCUGACUGCUGAUUUUGUGAAUUAUUAUCUUGAAAGAAACAUGCGCAUGAUUCAGAUCCAAGAAAAUAUGGCUGAACAGAAGAAUAUUAAGGAUAAACUAGAAAAUGAGCAAGAAAAACUUCAUGUGGAAUAUAAUAAGCUGUGUGAGUCCUUAGAAGAGCUACAAAAUAUGAAUGGAAAGCUACGAAACGAAGGGCAAGGAAUAUGGACUCUACUGGGUAGAAUCAUUGGGCAGAAAUUGAACAUACCAGCAAUUUUACGAGCACCCAAGGAGAGGAAACCAAGUAAAAAGGAAGGAGGAACACAAAAGACGUCCACGCUUCCAGCAGUACUUUAUAGCUGUGGAAUUUGUAAGAAGAACCAUGAUCAGCACCUCCUCUUACUGUGUGAUACCUGUAAACUACAUUAUCAUCUCGGCUGUCUGGACCCUCCUCUUACAAGAAUGCCAAGGAAGACUAAAAACAGUUAUUGGCAGUGCUCAGAGUGUGACCAGGCAGGCAGCAGUGACAUGGAAGCAGAUAUUGCCAUGGAAACCUUACCAGAUGGGACCAAGAGAUCAAGGAGGCAGAUUAAAGAACCAGUGAAAUUUGUUCCACAGGAUGUGCCACCAGAACCAAAGAAGAUUCCAAUCAGAAACACGAGAACUAGAGGACGAAAACGAAGCUUUGUGCCUGAAGAAGAAAAGCCUGAGGAACGUAUUCCUAGAGAAAGACGGCAAAGGCAGUCUGUUCUACAAAAGAAACCCAAAUCAGAGGAUUUAAGAACCGAAUGUGCUACAUGCAAGGGGACUGGAGACAAUGAAAAUCUAGUCAGGUGUGAUGAAUGCAGGCUCUGCUACCAUUUUGGUUGCCUGGAACCUCCUUUGAAAAAAUCUCCAAAACAGACAGGCUAUGGAUGGAUUUGUCAAGAGUGUGAUUCUACUUCCUCUAAAGACUCCGAACCGUCAAAUGAAGUGGUCUCAGAGGCCCCAGGUAAUGUGGUACCCUCUACCUCAAGAAGCAGCUCUGAAGAGCUGGUAGCGAUGGCACAGAAACAUCCAGAAGAGUUUGCUGUGGCUUCAUGCAAGACCAGUGGCUGGUGCGAGUUACAUCUAAUCACGGAAGAUGAAAAUGAACCUAAGGAAGAAAAUCCAUCCCAAGACCUGAACAUGGAACAGAAAAAUUCAAAAAAAUAGAAGAUUGCUGUUAUGUUUGAAAUAUUUGCAAGUUGUGUAACAGCAGUUAAAGCUUCUCAUUGUAAAAUUUACAGAACAUUCUCAAUAAAGUCAUUGAAAAUUAAAAUUCAUGCUGCACUGAGGAAUUGUGUAAGUGAUUCUUGGUGACAUUUAUGAUUAUAUUAAAAUGUUGAGUUUUCAAGACUGGUACUGUAAAGAUAUGAAGGCUUUUAGAAAUAUAUGCAUAAGGGCAAUGUGAUCUUCAUUUCUGAUAACAUUUGCUACUCAAACUUGUCAAACUUUUUCAAAGUACCAAGCAAUGCACAUCCUGAAAGGGCAGUAAUAAUUCAAAAUCAUUCAGGUAUCCCUGAGCAUAGAUGCAGAGUUAUUUGCAUUUGACACUUAAGCAUUUGGAUAAAUGCAUGACUAAUUAAAUUGGUAUCUGAACUUUUCUUCUUACAAGCCGCUGAAGUAACACAUAUAUUAAGACAAGGAUGGUUUUCAAAGUACCUCCUAAAAAAUUGUCUGCAUAGGAACACUCUUAUCUGCUUGUAUGUUGAGCCGUUUGAAAUGUUUUGUACUGCAUUAUUACUUUCCUCAGUGUCUCCCUCAGGUGAUCAGUGUCUUUGAUAAUAUUGAGGUUUCCCCAUUAUUUCCCAUUUCAUCUACACAUCAAGUUUUAAUUUCUCUGUCACAGUCCUUCUAAUCAAAAAGGAAUAGAUAAACUUCUUGCUUUAUCAUUGCUCCUUAACUGAGCAGCAGGGAUUCCAGACCACUUCCUUUACCAGGGUUAAGCAUGUUGCUUUAAGAGAUUUUGGUCCAUGCUGGCCAAUGAAGGACUACUAUGAGAAAUCCAAGUUUAGGUUUCCUGCAAAGCAAUGUGGAGCAUUACAAAUGAACCAUGUGAAUUCUACACAAAGAUAUGAGUAACACUCAUUGAAGAGAAUGGGAAUUACUCAUAUACUGCCGUGGGAGAAUCCAACCUUAGGUUGACCUUUUCACUUUUCUACUACCCUGCAAUUUCACUGGUAUGCUUCAUAUUCUUUAAUAUACCAUAUUGUUGAUGUUAAUUUACUUUUUCCCCCAUGCAUGAAAAUUGUAUCCAUUUCAGGAAUAUUUUCAAAUGUUCUUAGAUGAAGGGGAAAAAAAUGUUCAAAGAAUAUCCAGCAAUAUCCAGCAGGUUCCGUGCUGAUCUGCAUGAGGUUCAAAUCUAUGUACUGUUGGACACAUUUCAACCAU